AUGUCCGACCAUACGGUCCGUCUCAAGAGCACCAUAGUCCAACCGACAAAACCACCUCCCGUCAAUAGGAAGGAAAUGUCUGCGUUGCACCUCCCACCCGACUCUCUCAUUCCGAACACUGAGUUCUGUCGAACUUGGCUCAACAUGCACGACGCAAUCAAACAACUCGUCCUCGAUGAGAAGUUAACAAAACUCGCCGAGGCUGUCCAUAAAAGCAAAGAAACUUGCUACGAGAAGGUAGAAGCCCUGCUCAACUACGCUAGUGGUUUGAUUCACAAUGAGCUUUGCCCCUCCUCGGAAUUCAUCGUGUUUGUGGACAACCACUCAUUCGUCCCGACGUACCAUCCGAACGAAAUUAAGGCUGGUGCUCCAGACUCUGUCGGCGUACUCGAGAGCGUCCUCAAGAAACUUCAGCAGGACGAGCGCAAUCGAAUCCCCUGGCAUCUUGUCUUGACAGCGGUCGAGGAGAAGACAGCUGUCGACGCGAAGGUUGGUCCGGCACAGUGCGGCGCCUAUCUUGGAUACGCCAAUCAGGCCCGGCCCGACAUGGUGGGCAUGUACGGCCUCUCCGUGUCGCCUCGAAGUUUCCAGAUCCAGUACAGCUGCCCCGCUGGACUUGCUACGUCGGAAGAGUUCAACUGGACUGCACAACUCGGUGGCAUUUUGGCGUAUAUCUGCACGCUGUACCUUCCCCGCACCGACUUCACGCCCAGAGAUACUACUGUCUCACUCGCUACUGGUCGUGAUAUACUUGGGCCUCCCCUCUGGGACAUAGACGUCGGGGACACUGUUUAUCGCAAUUGCAAGGUCCAAUUCGUUGGGGAACCAUGGACAAGGAUGACAUGGGUCGCUGAAGCUGAAACCGACGACGAGGAAGGCCCUACAGUGAUCAAAGACUCGUAUUGCGACGUGCGGACGCGCUUCAAGGAAGGGGAUAUGUACCAGAUUCUUCACGCGGAAGGCGCUGCACCUGGAUUUGCCGCUGUCGAUCGCAAAUACGAAGUCAAGUAUAAAGAUACCCCCAUCACAGUCUCUAUGAAGGAAUGCACGAGGAUCAAGACGAGGUUGAUCAUGAAGACCAGUGGGUUACCUUUGUCGAAAUGCAAGAACAUCGUCGAUUUCUUCAAAGGAAUGUACGACAUUCUCGAAGCCCACCGUUGGAUGUUUACAGAACGCAAGUUGCUUCAUCGUGACAUCAGUCAUGGCAACAUCAUCAUCGAAGCUGAGGAUGCUGGGGCAAUAGAAAAGUUCAGGGGUACGAAGCCACCGGUAUUCAUCAACAUGAUUCUACAUGGCACACCGGAACCAAUGGCUCGAUUACUCGACAUGGACAACUGCGCCAACCUCGAUAAAAGCAAGUUGAAGCCAGAGGAGGAGGAGGAGGACAGUGAUAAGCCUCUGCGAUAUCGUACCGGUACACCGAAGUUCAUAGCUCGAUCCGUGGCGGCCGGACAAAUCCGAAAUGUCCCCAGUGAAAUGACGCCUAUGCCCGGAUUGCAGUCGGAAAUAGAGGCGACUUACAAAAAUGUUCAUCACGGCGACGCUUCCAAACUCAGAACAUUCUCUGACAUCAACGGGACUACACAUGGCGGCCAUCUUUCACUCGAGCGGAAAAAGGGCUACAAAACAAAUCCUAGCCUGCAGGUUGCCGAUUUUGAACAUCAACCAUUCCACGAUGCGGAGUCCGUAUAUUGGUGCAUUGUCGUGUUCGUCUUGCUUGCAAAACCGCUGAAUAACGACGUGGACGUCAAUCCGGAGCGAUUGACCAACACCUGGUCAUGUAUUGCGGAACAUGAGGUCGGCGCAAUGGACAAGAGGUCCACUAUAAUCAACGAGAAUGAAUGGGCCAAGUGGCUUCACAAAGAUCUUCUCUUCAUCACGGCGCUCAUGGACGACUUAACCUGUCAAAUCCAACCUGAAUGGGCGCUUCUGUACCCCACUCCUGACCCACUCCAUCUUCACGAGGCAAUGCAACGCUUGAUUCUCCAACACGUCUAUGAUUGGGAAAGGAACAACAUAAACGUCGAGCUCGACACCGUUCACUCCCGAACUUUCAACCCCGUUGAGCGGAAACUGAUGGCACCUGUGAACAAACACCCCCUCAUCGGCCAAGUCAUCACCUCAAGCACCCUGGGAAAGCGAGGCUCCAACGCCGUCGCUGGACGUGCGCAGUCAGGUUCAAAGCGAUUGCGCAAGACGGGCGACGACGAACCUCUAGGUGCGGACUUGGCUGAGUUACAACAAGCCUGGGUUGACUCGCAGUCUGUGCCUGUGGCCGCUGAGCUUUUGGAAUACGGGUCUGAGGAUGAGGACGAAAAUGCCUCGGAGUAA
This is a messenger RNA of Pleurotus ostreatus (oyster mushroom), 2331 nucleotides long. RefSeq lists its product as uncharacterized. The record is from RefSeq and is a predicted model, not a curated record. Gene Ontology annotation, molecular function: protein kinase activity. The coding region runs from base 1 to 2331 and encodes 776 amino acids. The transcript has 6 exons. Gene Ontology annotation, biological process: protein phosphorylation. NCBI's taxonomy places the organism in Eukaryota, Fungi, Basidiomycota, Agaricomycetes, Agaricales, Pleurotaceae.